AUGCCUUCUUCAUCCUCCUCCUCCACUCCUCAAUUCCUCUACGACGUCUUCCUCAACUUCAGAGGCGAAGAUGUUCGUCGUAGCUUCGUUUCUCAACUCUACAAGUCCCUCUCAGAUGCCAGAAUCAACACUUUUCUCGACGACGAGAAGCUUGAAAAGGGAACGGAUCUGGAACCAGAGCUAAUGCGAGCAAUUGAAGCUUCUCGUAUUUACAUAGUGGUUUUCACCAAAGCUUACAUCACAUCUAGUUGGUGUCUUAAAGAACUUGUUCACAUCAUGAACUGCCGCAAAACUACUGGACAAAUGGUUCUGCCUAUAUUUUACCACGUUGAAGCGUCCGAGGUGCGUCAUCAGAAGGAUGGUUAUAGAAAAGCUUUGCAUUCAACUGCAAAAAGAAGAACCUCUGGAGGUCAAAGAAUGGAACAUAUGUUAUCCAAGUGGACCAAUGCACUAACCGAAGCUGCAACUAUAAUUGGAUGGGAUUUCAAAAAUUUCAGGAAUGAAGUUGAGUUAAUUUCUGAAAUAGUUAAAGAUGUUUCGAGAAAGCUAAAAAGCAGAUCAUUGAAAAUUACCGAAUUUCCAGUUGGAUUGGAUAGCCGUGUGCAACAAAUGAUUCAGUUUAUUGAAAAUCAUUCAACCAAGGUUUGCUUGAUAGGGAUCUGGGGUAUGGCUGGCUCUGGUAAAACAACAACAGCCAGAGAUAUCUACAACAAAUUUAAUGACAAAUUUUUAGAUCACUGUUUCAUUGGAGAUAUUAGAGAAGUCUGUGAAAGAGGUGUUGGAGGUGAAAGAGGUGUUUCAUUGCAGAUCACUGUUUUACAAGAACAACUUCUUUCAAGUGUCUCGAAAACAAAUGAAAAGAUACAUAGCACUCUAGACGGGAUAGCCACAAUUGAGAACAGAUUUAUGGGAAAAAAGGCACUUGUUGUACUCGAUGAUGUGAGCACUUUGGAGCAAGUAAAAGCCCUAUGCGGAAACAGUAAAUGUUUUGGUUCGGGAAGUGUAUUGAUUGUUACAUCCAGGGAUUUGCAUAUACUUAAGUUACUUGAAACCGACCGUAUCUAUAGUAUAAAGGAAAUGGACCAAGGCAAGUCCCUUGAGCUUUUCUGUUGGCAUGCUUUCAGAAAAGCCAGUCCUAUAGAAGACUUCCGUCAGCUCUCAAAUGACGUAGUUGCUUACUGUGGAGGAUUACCACUGGCUCUUGAAGUCAUUGGAUCUAACUUGCGUGACAGGCCAGAACAACACUGGAAAUAUGUACUAUCACAAUUAGAGAGAAUUCCAAAUGAUAAAGUACAGGACAAACUCCAAAUAAGCUAUGAAGGUUUAGAGGAUGAUCUUCAAAAGGAUAUAUUUCUUGACAUUUGUUGUUUCUUUAUUGGGAAGGACAGGGCCCAUGUUUCAGAGAUUCUAGAUGGCCUUGGACCUUAUUCUGAUGUUGGAAUAACUGUCCUCAUAGAGCGCAGCCUCCUAAAAGUCGAAAAGAAUAACAAGCUUGGAAUGCACGGUUUGCUACGAGACAUGGGAAGAGAGAUUGUUCGUAAAGAAUCAAAGAAAGAGCCUGAGAAACGUAGUCGAUUGUGGCUUCACAAGGAUGCACAUAAAGUAUUGACAGAUAAUAGUGGAACAAAAACGGUGGAAGGAUUGGUUAUGAAUUCCCAAAGCACCAGCAAUGUUUGCUUCAAAACUGAUACAUUCAAGGAGAUGAAGAAUUUGAGACUUUUAAAACUUCAUCAUGUUGAUCUUAUCGGAGAUUUUAAGCAUCUUUCUCAAGAACUGAGAUGGCUCCAUUGGCAGGGAUUUACUGGUGAAUGUAUACCCGGUGACUUUUAUCCGAGAAAUCUAGUUGCUUUUGAGUUUAAGCACAGCAAUAUUAAACAAGUUUGGAAUGAAACAAAGUUGAUGGAGAAGCUGAAAAUUCUCAAUCUGAGUCAUUCCAAGUACUUGACAAGCACUCCUGACUUUUCAAAAUUACCAAAUCUAGAAAAGCUCAUUAUGAAGGACUGUCCAAGCUUGUCUAUAGUACACCAGUCAAUUGGGGAUCUGGGGAAUCUUCUUCUGAUAAAUUUUAAAGAUUGUACAAGUCUUAGCAAUCUCCCAGAGAAGAUGAAUCAAUUGAAGUCUUUGAAAUCUCUCAUCCUUUCCGGUUGUUCAAAGAUUGAUAAGUUGGAGGAAAGCUUAGUGCAGAUGGAAUCCUUGACGACACUGGUCAUAAAAGAUACAGGUGUGAAAGAGGAGAUGUAUUCAGCAGUAAGAUCAAAAAGCAUCGGAUAUAUAUCUCUUUGUGGAUAUGAAGGACUAUCAUUUGAUGUUUUUCCUUCUGUUAUUUGGUCUUGGAUGUCACCAACAAUGGCUAUGUCUUUAGCUUCCAUCAAUGUACAGAAUAAUAACUCGGGCUUUCUAACACCAAUCGUUAGGAGCCUUUCACAACUCAGAACUGUUUGGAUACAAUGCAACUCAGAGAUUCAACUAGCCCAAGAGUUACAAAGAAUUCUACAUGAUAUUAAUCGUACAGAUUUGGAAGACUCGCUAGUCUCAAAUCAUUCCUUGAAAUCACAUUUGAUUGGAAUGGGAAGUUGCCACACAGUCAUGGAUACUCUUUGCAAGCGCAUACCACAGGAAUUAACAACCAAUGAUUCAAGCAAUUUUUUCCUUCCGGGUGGCAAUUAUCCUUCUUGGUUAGCCUAUACAAGUGAUGGUCCUUCAGCACCAUUCCAUAUCCCUAAGGAUAUUGAUUGCCCCAUGGAGGGAAUAGUCUUACGUGUUGUUUAUUCAUCAACAUCUGAAUCCAUGGCAGUUGAAUGUCUUACUAGCGUCAUGAUCAUUAAUUACACAAAGUGCACCAUCCAUAUAUACAAACGAGACACAGUUGUGUCCUUUAUUGAUGAAGAUUGGAAGAAUGUAACAUCAAAUCUAGAACCUGGUGAUGAAGUCAAGAUGUAUGUGGUUCUUGGGCAUGGAUUGAUUGUUAAGAAGACAACUGUUUUUCUAAUAUAUGGCCAGUCAGUUAUUAUGGAAGUUGAUUCAUCGAUUAAGAUGGAAUUGAAUGUGCAGCCGCAGCCGUUACCUGAAGUGGACAUGCAAGCAUCAUCUAAUGUGACAGUACCAAAGGCCAAUAAAAGUUUAUUUUCAGGAUUUGGAAAAAGAAUGAGUGCAUGCUUAUGCUUGAAUCAGCAGAGAUAA
Messenger RNA from Vicia faba (fava bean), 3180 nucleotides. Lineage: Eukaryota; Viridiplantae; Streptophyta; Magnoliopsida; Fabales; Fabaceae. The record is from the annotation of a GenBank genome assembly.